GACAUGACGGGACAGACCGACGCAGAUACCCCCGAAACAGGUGCCAUAUUUACAUUUGGGAAGAGCAGCUUUGCUGACAAUGUGCCCAACAAGUUCUGGUUAAAGAAUGACCUUCCAGUUCAUGUUUGCUGUGGCAGAGAGCACAGUGCAGUAAUCACAGAAAAUGGGAGGCUGCUCAUGUUCGGUGAUAAUACUUGUGGCCAACUGGGGCUGACAUUAAAGCCAGCUGCCAACAAACCUGUGUCUGUAAAAGCCUUGAAGUCUGAAAAGGUGAAGCUGGUGGCUUGCGGGCGAGGACACACCAUUGUCUGCACAUCUCAGGGAAACGUGUAUAGUGCUGGAAGAAACCAUGAGGGUCAGCUUGGUUUGGGCCACUGCAAGAGCUUUACGUCCUUUCAACUGCUGCAUCCCUUCUGUGAGCAGGCACAGAUUAAACAACUCUCUGCAGGAUGCAACACUUCAGCUGCCUUAACAGAGGACGGGAGGCUGUUCAUGUGGGGCGAUAACUCUGCGGGUCAGAUUGGUUUAGAGAACGAGUUGUUUGCAGCAGAGCCCAGAGAAGUGAAUGUUGGAGCAGCAGUGAUGUGCGUCUCCUGUGGAGACCGCCACUCAGCUUUAGUCACAGUGCUUGGGGAUCUCUACACGUUUGGUGAGACUGCAAAUGGAAGACUUGGUCUCCAGGCGUGGCAGCUGACCAAUCACAGAAUCCCUCAGCAGGUACAAGGCAUUCUGGGCCGUGUGAGCCAGGUGUGCUGUGGAGGCCAGCACACUGUGGCACUUACAGGAGAGGACGUGUACACGUUUGGCCGGGGCCAGUUUGGUCAGCUGGGACAUGGGACGUUUCUGUUUGAAGUUAAUUCGCCCAAAGCCCUGGAUCACUUUCAUAACUGCAGCAUCCGACACGUCACUUGUGGAGAGAACCACACUGCUGUGAUCACACAUAACGGACUACUGUACACAUUUGGUGAUGGCCGUCAUGGAAAACUGGGGUCAGGAGACGAGAACUACGUCAACCACUUCAGCCCAACACUUAGCACACGUUUUCUCCAGCACACCGUUCAGUCCGUGUCCUGCGGUGGUCAUCACAUGCUGGUCCUGGCUGCACCGAGGCCCCUGAAGAACCGAGAUGUCGUACUGGAAAAGGAUGUCUUGAUACUGGACUGCUUCUCGGAGUCUAAUUACGCAGAGAUUUUACUGAAGGACUCGCUCAUCGAUCUAGCUCCAGUAGUCCCAGUCUCGGCGCUCACUGCUCGGGCCCGCCACAGAGAGAAAACUUCUGCAGAGCUGCUCGGGCUGGUGUUUCAUAACCUCCCUCGUCUGAAUCCCGGCUUCCUCAACACCUCGCAGCAAAAGUCGAGAAACAUCCCAACCCAGAAGACGCUUUCAAAGGAUGUUAUUAUCCGGCUGUCGUCACCAGAACCAGAACUGGAAGCACGGGCCAGCCCGCUCUCAUCCCCCAGAUCUCGGUCCAUAACCCCUCAGAGUCCAGCGUUAUCUUCUGUGCCCUCAAGGCCGCAUUCACAAUCUUCAUUCACACGUCAGAGUAAAGCCUCCACCGCUGCUUCCUUUAAGUCUAAAUCCAAACAGUUGCCUUCUCCCUUACUCUCACCCAAGUCUAUAACUAAAUAUAUUUCUGCAUCCACUAAAAAGACUGUAAAAAGCAGAACAAUCCAAGCAGCCACCGCUAAAAAGGCCUUAAGUGACGGACUGUCGUCUCCUUCGGCACCUAAAGAGCCCUGCAGCCCCGCCGGACCCCCCACUCCUGCUCUCAGUAACAGUGGAACUGAGAAGGAGCGUCUGACCUCACCACAAACAGAGGGAGAAGCUUUUAAGAGACGAGUCGUAAGUGGAGAUGGGGAAGAGAGAGGACCUGGUGCUGACACUUCACCAUAUACGGAGAAAAAAAGGAGCAGAGCUCUUGCAGGAACUGCGAAAGGAGAGGACGUGUUUACAGAGCAGCUUCAGUCCGAUGGGAAGACCGACCAGAACUCCCUGAAAGCCUUACCAACAGAACUUCUGACUGGAUCCAGUUCAAGGAAGAAAGACGUGUCUGCACUGAAGAGCAAGAAAAAAACAACUAAGGGCCCGCAGGGUGUUACCCAAGUGUCUCAUAAAACUGAAGUUCAAGAAGGCCGGAAAGCUCAAAAGAUGAUUUCCGAUUUUAAAUCGACGAAACAUGACAAGAGCAAACUGUCACAACAUAGUCCGAAAACUCUGAAAACUCUGAAAACAGUAACUGGCGAUGAGGAAAAUACCAGCAAAAAUGUGAAACGGAGUAGCAGACACAAAGAUAACAAGAACUACUCUUUGAAGGAAGACUUGGUAGAGACCCCAAAGAAAGAGAAAAUUGCAUCAUCAGCUUUGGACGAGAUGUCCUCAUUCCGAAAGGUUAGAAAUGAAAAAACUGCUUUGUUAUUCACUGAAAAUGCCUCAGAGGACGGCGAAGGAGUGCGGGAGAAAAGCACUGAGGUAAAACGCAGUGAAGUGGAUGUGCAAGAGGAGAUGCAGCGAGUCAAAUCAACCCCAUUAAAGAAAAAGCACAAGGUUAAAACUGCGCUGGAAAAAAGUCCCGGCACAGCGUCUGCCACACGAAAGGAAACCACUGCCAUUACGACACCUCUGCAGGUUGAAAGCAAGAAAUCUCUGGGUGAGAAAUCCACACCUGUGAAAGCUAAAAGGAAAGCUCAAGAGCUCAAACCUCAAACACAGAAGCAUCUAAGGAAAUCUGCAGAAAAUCCUCCUGCUGGAAGUAAAAAAACUGAAAGAAGGGAGGGAAAUGGGCGCAUCCUUUCCAAAAACGUAGCUCGAGACAUGAAAGGUAAAACUCCGGAGAAGCAGAGGUUACUCAAAAAAAAGGGUGAAAAAUCUGAAUCUAAAGUAAGGACGAAACCAAAAAAAGGUGAAAAAGAAGAUGACAUCAACGUAAUAAAAGACUUCGAUGUAGAAUCACAAAAUAAAGCCAAGGUCAAGUCAAAGCGUGAUUCGCCUCCUGCAGUUUUGCGUGACGCCGUUUCCACACAAGGCCCCAACAGGGCGGAGGAGCUUCCCGUCAGCAGGGCCAAACCCCCGCCAGGCUCUGAACCUGCCGGUCCAGACUUGCUGGGACCCGAAGGCCAGAAACCGACUCAGGGAGGUCUCGGUGUCGUGGCAGCAUCCCUUCUUCCUGCCGUCGGGGCGGCCGGUACGGCUAUGGGACUCCUCGGCGGGGCCGUGACCACGGUGGAGGGUUUCCAGGCCGACAGCGACAGAGACACCACGACAACUCGAACAUCCCCCAAAGCCAAACCGUUCACAAAGCAGCGUGCAGUUAUGCAGCUUUCCUUUUCUUCCACAUCUUCAGACUUUAGUUCAAAAGAACUGGACGGGGGCGUCUUAUCAGGGUCAGGGAGUAACGACAGCUCCCAUGUUGCUUUACAACAAGAAGUGGUGAAAAGUGACACAUUUGAGCAGGGGGACAGUGAAAACAUGGAGGCAUCCCGAGAAGGAGGAGAAGACGACGAUGAGAAAACCUCUAAAGACUCUGAAGAGGGAGUCAGUUACAAUCAAGAUGAAACAGACGCCGAGGAUGAGGAGCAGGAGGAAGACGAGCAGGAAGUGAGUAGCAGCAAAGACGAGGAAGAGGGAAGUGGAAGCAGCAGCGCCGUGGAGGAGGACAGGGAUCGGGAAGAAGAUGAGGAAGAAGACGAUGAAGACAAAACAAGCUCCAGCACCAGUGCAGCAGAUACGGAAAACAAUAAAAGCGAGAUGUCAGGAACUGAAGAGGGGGAAGAAGAGAGUGAAAAAUCAGCUGAAGAGGAAAGUAAAGACGAAGAGGAAGACAGAGAUGUGAGUGAAGAAGAAGGAGAGAAAAGCAGUGAUGACUCAGAGCAAACAGGGAGCAAGAAUGAAGACUCAGAGGAAGGAGAGGAGGACACAGAAGGAAGUGAAGCUACACAAUCUAAAGAAAGUGAGAGAGACAGCGAGUUUGAUCAAGAAGAAAAGGAAGAAGAAGAAGAGUCUGAAAGUGAAGAACAAAAAGGCAGUGAUGACUCCUCUGAAAGUGAGGUCAAGGACAAAGAGUCUGAACAAACGGAAGCGAGUGAAGAUAAGGAAGAUGAAGAGGAAGACUCUGAGUUUGGAAAUGACGCUACUGAAGAUGAGGAAAGCAAAGAGGAAGAAGAGGAGGAUGAAGAAACUGAGGGAGAUGCAAAGGAAGAGGGAGAGAGUGAAAGCAGGAGUGGUACAGACACGGUUGAGAGGAGUGAUAAUGAAGAAAGUGAGGAAGAGCAAGAUGAUGAAUCUGAGGAAGGGGAGAGUGAGGAGAAAACAAGCAGCGGCACCGGGGAGGAAGAGGAAGAGGAAGAGGAAGGAACUGAUAACAGCGACACGGCAGAAGCUGAAGAGGAGGAAGAAGAAAGCAGUACAGCAGAAGGAUCCAGUGACUCAGACGCAAGCAAAAAAUCAGAGGAGGAGGAAGAUGGAAGUGAAAAAUCAGAGGAGGAGGAGAGUAAAGAAGAAGAGGAAGACAGUGAAGUUAGUGAAGAAGAAGGGGAGAAAAGCAGUGAUGAAUCAGGGACAACGAAGAGCAAGAGUGAAGAAUCAGAAGAAGCUGAGGAGGACACUGCAGAAUCUGGAAAAAGUGAGGAAGAAGAAAAGGAUGAAAGUGAGGAAGAAGUAGAGAAAAGCAGUGAUGAAUCAGGGACAACAGAGAGCAAGAGUAAAGAAUCAGAGGAGGAGGAAGAUGGAGGUGAAGAAUCAGAGGAGGAGGAGAGUAAAGAAGAGGAGGAAGACAGUGAAGUUAGUGAAGAAGGAGGAGAGAAAAGCAGUGAUGAAUCAGGGACAACGAAGAGCAAGAGUGAAGAAUCAGAAGAAGCAGAGGAGGACACUGCAGAAUCUGGAAAAAGUGAGGAAGAAGAAAAGGAUGAAAGUGAAGAAGAAAGUGAGGAAGAAGAAAAGGAUGGAAGUGAGGAAGGAGAAAAGGAUGAAAGUGAGGAAGGAGAAAAGGAUGAAAGUGAGGAACAAACAGGUGAGGAUGAAACCACUGAAGGGGAAGUUGAGGACCAAGAUUCAGGGGAAGCGGAGCAAACACAGGAGAGUGAAGAAGAGGAAGAUGAUGAAGAGGAUGAAUCCAAUGAAGAGGAGGAAGAGGAAGAAGAAGAGAGUAGUCAAGAAAAUGAAGCAAAAGAAGAAUCAGGAGAAGAUGAAACUACAGAAGAUUCUGAAGAGAAAGAGGAAGAUGAAUCUGAGGGAGAGACCAUAGAUGAAGAAGAGGAGGAGGGGGAAGAAGUAGAGGAGGACGCCACAGAGGAUGAGGAGGAUGAACAGGAAGAAGAUGAAGAGGAGGAAGAAGAAGAAAAUGAUGAAGAGGAGGAGGAAGGAGAAGAGGAAGCCACAGAGGAUGAGGAAGAGCAGGAUGAAGAUGAUGAUGAUGAGGAGGAACAGGAAGAAGACGAUGAGGAAGAAGAAGAAGAAAAUGAAGAAGAGGGGGAGGAAGGAGAAGAGGAAGCCACAGAGGAUGAGGAAGAGCAGGAGGAAGAUGAUGAUGAGCAAGAGGGUGAAGGAGAGGAGGAGGAGGAGGACACAGAAGAUGAGAAACAGGAUGUUGAUGAUGAAGAAGUAGGAGAAGAGGAGGAAGAAGAGGAAGAAGAUGAAGGAGAAGAGGAGGAGGAUGAAGAACAGGAAGAAGAUGAUGUAGAGGAUGAGGAAGAAGAUGAGGAGGAGGAGGAGGAGGAGGAGGAGGAGGAGGAGGAGGAGGAAGAAGAGGAUGAAGAACAGGAAGAAGAUGAGGAGGAGGAGGAGGAAGAAGAAGAGGAGGAUGAAGAUGAUGAGGAGGAGGUGGAAGAGGAGGAGGAUGAGGAGGAAGAAGAGGAGGAUGAAGAACAGGAAGAAGAUGAUGAAGAGGAGGAGGAAGAAGAGGAAGAGGAGGAGGAGGAGGAGGAGGAGGAGGAGGAGGAGGAGGAAGUGGGGAAGAAAAAAUCUAAAGAAGAGAGCAGACAGAAGGUUCCUCUCAGAGCUGAAAGCAGAAAAGACCGACAACAGAAGGAAACUCCCGAACCAGCUCCGAGGACCAGGCAGAAGAAAUAGGGGGGUUGCUAACGGCUCUGGCGCUACGAAGAGUCCUGGACCUGUGAGGAAGAGUCCAGGACCUGCAA
Cololabis saira (Pacific saury) is the source of this 6131-nucleotide messenger RNA. Its product is annotated as transcriptional regulator ATRX-like. Gene Ontology annotation, molecular function: ubiquitin protein ligase activity. Lineage: Eukaryota; Metazoa; Chordata; Actinopteri; Beloniformes; Belonidae. Gene Ontology annotation, cellular component: photoreceptor outer segment. The transcript is spliced from 13 exons. Bases 4 to 6063 code for a protein of 2019 amino acids. The record is from RefSeq and is a predicted model, not a curated record. Gene Ontology annotation, biological process: protein ubiquitination; ubiquitin-dependent protein catabolic process; visual perception.